AUGGCAGCCUCAAAGCCCCAUGUCCCGAUUGUCAAGAAGCGGCUUCAACGCUUCAAGCGUUUCCAGUCCGACCGUUUCUUGCGCGUUGCCGAGUCAUGGAGGAAACCCAAGGGUAUCGACAACAGGCAGCGACGUCGAUUCAAGGGCUCUGCCCCUAUGCCUUCUAUCGGUUACGGCAGCAACAAGAAGACAAAGCACAUGUCAGCAUCCGGCCACAAGACAUUCCUUGUUCGUAACGUGGCAGAUGUCGAGCUUUUGUUGAUGCACGCUCGUUCGUACGCCGCUGAGAUUGCGCACAACGUGUCUUCUCGCAAGCGUAUUGAGAUUGUCGCCAAGGCCAAGCAGCUUAACGUCAAGGUCACCAAUGACAAGGCCAAGGUCCGCUCGCAGGAGUAA
Molecule: messenger RNA, 396 nt
Organism: Protomyces lactucae-debilis
Lineage: Eukaryota; Fungi; Ascomycota; Taphrinomycetes; Taphrinales; Protomycetaceae
Product: 60S ribosomal protein L32
Exons: 2
Coding region: 1-396 (131 amino acids)
Biological process (GO): translation
Cellular component (GO): cytosolic large ribosomal subunit; ribosome
Molecular function (GO): structural constituent of ribosome
Source: RefSeq, a predicted model, not a curated record